CAGAGUGCAUUGAUACACUUGUCUAGUACUCAAGGACCUAUUGAAGUUUAUCUGUGCCCAGAGGAAAACGAUGCUCUCAGUCCAAUGAAAACCUAUAGUCAGGACCACAACGGAAACAUUUCCAAAACCAUUUCCAAAGAAGUGGCUUCUGCUAACUCAGGACAAGGUGACUGCUCAGUAAAUAUGGCAACAAUCUCUCCAUUGGCUUCUCCAGCCAACCUUCUCCAGCAGACUGAGGACCAAAUUCCCUCAAACUUUGAAGGACCAUUUGUGAAUUUGCUGCCUCCUCUGCUUCAGGAAGAUUAUUUGCUGAGCCUUGGGGAUGAAGAAGGCAUCAGUGACCUCUUUGAUGCUUAUGAUUUAGAGAAGCUUCCUUCACUGGUGGAUGAAUUUAUAUACAGCUGAUUCUCUUAAAUGCUGUCCAUAUCUAAAUCAUUAUUUUAAUGGAAUCAAAAAACCUGCCAUCAUACAGAGUUGUCCCCUACUUACUAUAAAAUAGCAUUAUUAAAUAAACUAGGCUCUCGAACAGUGCUGAUAUUUUAAUGAAAUACUCCCUAGAAUACCAUAAACAACAAGUGAAGGCUUGCACAGCAAGACCUUCUCCUUGACCCUGAGCUCCAGCGCCUUGUAAGUCAGCAACUGCAAGCAGGUGACCAGAAAUGUUCUGUCUUCACACUCCCCC
Molecule: messenger RNA, 682 nt
Organism: Antrostomus carolinensis (chuck-will's-widow)
Lineage: Eukaryota; Metazoa; Chordata; Aves; Caprimulgiformes; Caprimulgidae
Product: transcription factor E2F3-like
Exons: 2
Source: RefSeq, a predicted model, not a curated record